CAGGGUAAUAGCUCUUUAAAUGGAAUGUGGAUUUGCAUGCCUCUUGGAAGAUUAGGUAAUCUUAUGGGCCAAUAUGCAGUUUUGUAUGCCUUGUCCAAACUAAAUGGCCAUAAGGCUUUCUUGGUUCCAAGAAUGCACAAGAACUUAUCUCCAGUUUUUAACCUGAGCUUACCAGUCCUUGACCAACAGACAGUAAAUAGCACACCUUGGAGAAAUUACAUACUACAUGAUUGGAUGUCUGAUAAAUAUAAGCACAUUAAAGGAGAUUACAUCAGGCUUGUUGGCUACACAACCUCAUGGACAUUUUAUCAUCACAUCAGAAAUGAAAUUCUCCAAGAAUUCACAUUUCAUGACUUUAUUAAUAAGGAGGCCAACUACUUUCUUUGGGAAAUUAGCAAAGGUCGUUCUUCUGUGACUUUUGUUGGUGUCCAUGUUAGAAGAGGAGACUAUGUUUCUAUUAUGGCCAACAUUUGGAAAGGUGUUGUUGGUGACCAAGCUUACUUUCAGAAGGCUAUGGAUUUUUUCAGGAAGAAAUACAGAGAUGCUGUUUUUGUUGUUGCAACUAAUGGCUUUGAUUGGUGCAAGAAAAAUAUUGACACUUCUAAAGGAGAUGUUUACUUCACAGCAGAUGGUAGGAAUACAACUGCAGCACUUGACUUAGCUAUUCUUGCUAAAUGUAAUCACACCAUUAUGUCUGUUGGCACAUUUGGGUAUUGGGCUGCUUAUCUGGCUGGUGGCGAGACAGUUUAUCUUAGUAAUUUCACUCGCUCAGAUUCACGCCUUCUCAGACGUUUUAAGUAUGAAGCUGCUUUUCUCCCAAAAUGGAUUGGAAUUCCUGCUGACAUUUCACCUUUACUCAAAAACUGA
This is a messenger RNA of Protopterus annectens (West African lungfish), 867 nucleotides long. RefSeq names its product galactoside alpha-(1,2)-fucosyltransferase 2-like. The record is from RefSeq and is a predicted model, not a curated record. The coding region runs from base 25 to 867 and encodes 280 amino acids. Lineage: Eukaryota; Metazoa; Chordata; Ceratodontiformes; Protopteridae. Gene Ontology annotation, molecular function: galactoside 2-alpha-L-fucosyltransferase activity. Gene Ontology annotation, cellular component: membrane. The transcript has a single exon. Gene Ontology annotation, biological process: carbohydrate metabolic process.